This is a messenger RNA of Penicillium argentinense, 912 nucleotides long. Its product is annotated as NAD-dependent epimerase/dehydratase family protein. The transcript has a single exon. NCBI's taxonomy places the organism in Eukaryota, Fungi, Ascomycota, Eurotiomycetes, Eurotiales, Aspergillaceae. The coding region runs from base 1 to 912 and encodes 303 amino acids. The record is from RefSeq and is a predicted model, not a curated record.
AUGGGCAAGCGAAUCAUCGUCACCGGUGGCUCGGGGAAAGCAGGCCAGCACAUCAUCCGAUAUUUGCUCGCACAAGGCCACGAUGUGCUCAAUUUGGAUCUCGUGGCGCUGCCAGCAGAAUUCUCAGAACGUGUGCACACCAUGAUCGUCGAUCUAGCAGACAGCGGACAAGUGUAUUGCGCAUUGAGCUCGCAUUUCCACCUCACCGAGCCAUUCCGUGAACCGGUGAACUUGAUGCCGGACGCUGUCAUUCAUAUGGCCGGGUACUCGCGCAACAUGAUUGCCGCCGACAACGAGACGUUCCGGAGCAACACGAUGUCCACAUACAACAUAAUCGAAGCAGCCUGCAAACUGAACAUCAAGAAGAUCAUCCUCGCAAGCUCAAUAACGACCUAUGGCGUGAGCUACGCAGAGGGUGAUGUGGAGUACCCCUCUUUCCCGGUCGACGAAGAAGUCGACGCCAAUCCCAUGGAUACCUACGCUAUUGCAAAGGUCUGUGGUGAGCGGGUGGCGCGUGGAUUCGCCCGUCGUUUUGGGAGGGAUAUCUACGUGUUGCGGAUUGGGAGGAUAGUUGCGCCGGAGGAGUACAAGGAGGCUAUGUUUGAGAGUUAUGUGAAGGAGCCUGAGAAGUGGGCUGUGCAUGCGUGGGCGUAUACGGAUGCUCGAGAUCUGGGGAAGAUGUGCGAUUUGGCGGUUCAUAAGGAUGGGCUUGGAUUUCAGAUUUUCAAUGCUGUUAAUGAUGAGAUCACUAAUUAUGCGGCGUCGAGUGAGGGGUUUUUGAAGAAGGUUUUGCCGAAUUCGCCGUUUACACGCGAGAUGGGGGCGCGUGAGGCUCCGGUCACGAAUAGGAAGAUGAAGGAGUUGUUGGGUUUCUCUCAGGAUCACCCCUGGCAGAAGUAUUAUGAAGCAUGA